This is a messenger RNA of Echinostoma caproni, 816 nucleotides long. The record is from the annotation of a GenBank genome assembly. NCBI's taxonomy places the organism in Eukaryota, Metazoa, Platyhelminthes, Trematoda, Plagiorchiida, Echinostomatidae.
AUGGGAUUGCACCUUCCCAAGCUUGCCGCACGAUCUGUUGAUGGAACCACCACAUCCCAGAGUCGAUCUACCGGAUCAAAUGAUAUUCUCACGUCCUCUGAUGAAGCGAGCAAAGCAUCGGCACUCUGGACUCAUCAUUCCAGCCCGGUUCCAUUCCGCUUGACCCCACAUUUGGCUGGAUUCGUUUGUCUUCCCGGUGCUCCGGCCAAUGUGGGUCCGUUCGCUAUCAGUCUAACCACAGUCGCUCAAGCCUUGGCUGCCGCCCAACGUCCUAGUCACGUAUUGACCAGUCUCUACCGCACAUUGCUCCGUGCAGAUUACAUCCUCUGGCAUCGAGGUCGACAGGCCGCUGUUCAUGCAUUCCAACUGUUGUUGGGUGCCGAGAAUGAGACCCCUGCCCAGCUGGAAAGCGAUUCCAGUGACUCGGAUUCGGACACUGAGACAGGUGGAUGCAAACGCAAGACCAAACUGUUCAAUGAGCUUGGUGUCAAGGCGGUUGACUCAGUCCGAAGCGACAAAACGGGCUCCGUCGGGCCUGCACAGUCCACAUCCCAGCAACAUCAGCAGCAGCAACAACAACAACAGCAGACGAACGUUGUCCAGCACCAAAAAUCCAAGGAUUGUGUCUUGUUGCCAGAUUUAACCAACGAACAGCUCAUCCAGCUAAUCACCUUGACGCUAGAUGCGAUGAACGCGAAUCUGAAAAGCGUUUCUGACUACUCCGGUGCGGAACCAGGGACUUGGAGCUCCAUUGCAGCAGCCACAAACCCGUCUAACUUGAUUCAAAUGGAUCCAGCUCAUUUGCCCUGGGUAUGA